UAGAGUACAGGUUAGUAACGUCUGCUAACGCGUAAUAUAAAGUUGUUGAAAUGAGGAUUCUAUCGGAAAUCCCACUUAAACCGAAGUUUAGGAAACUUUAUGGUCAAACUUUGGGAUUCAAGAUAAGGUCGUUCAUGCUUCAAGCAUGGAAAGAGAUGCCAGAACUAGUGGCACUUACACCUGCGGUUUUCCUAUCCGCUGCAAUAGCAUAUUAUACAAUAUGGACCAGGGAUUUUACUAUACCGCCCAGAUAUUUCCGUGACAAUACCAUUUAUAGACCUGAUGAUCCUAGAGUCCCUCGCAUUAAUAGGAGUGACUCUAUAGUACUGGAACGACCGAUAACUGGUCAACACGGUAUGGACUAACGAGGUUAGUUCUUAUUGUCGAAGAGAAGAGGUUAUUAACAUUUUGAUUAUGUGUGUAUUAAAACUAAGCUAUUAUAGUCACGGAACUUUUAUGUACCAAUGUUAACCAAUAUAAAAAUAUCAAUAAAAGUUUCAUGUAUGUUAUAUGA
Dufourea novaeangliae is the source of this 514-nucleotide messenger RNA. RefSeq lists its product as uncharacterized. The record is from RefSeq and is a predicted model, not a curated record. Bases 51 to 365 code for a protein of 104 amino acids. The transcript has 3 exons. Lineage: Eukaryota; Metazoa; Arthropoda; Insecta; Hymenoptera; Halictidae.